Molecule: messenger RNA, 3972 nt
Organism: Phyllopteryx taeniolatus (common seadragon)
Lineage: Eukaryota; Metazoa; Chordata; Actinopteri; Syngnathiformes; Syngnathidae
Exons: 8
Coding region: 533-3739 (1068 amino acids)
Biological process (GO): induction of positive chemotaxis; leukocyte chemotaxis
Molecular function (GO): cytokine activity; CD4 receptor binding
Source: RefSeq, a predicted model, not a curated record
CGUAUAUGGCGGCGCUUCUUUUCCCGCUGGUGGAAAAAGUAACUUGGAAAAUUGCACGAAAGCGUCAUGAAGAACCACAAUUUAAAGCACUAUUUUCUCCCACGACAAUGGUGCUUUUCUUCCGUUGUGUGUUCGUCCAUGGGAGGCCACAGAAUGACUGAAGCUCCAAUGAGUGUGGGCAACAUUUGCAUUUGUCCCGCAGAGACACUGGGUGCCAUUCUUGUGUCAGGAACAAAGGCAUAUGGAGCUCAUCAUUGAAGCCCUGCUGGGAAACUAAAGAUUUCCAUGGACAGAACGACAUAAAAAUGACUACUAUCAGACAGCCAACCAUUAUUAGCAUGUAUGAAAUGGAAAAGUUUUAAUGCUCAGCAGAUUACAGGAAUAUAAUCUUGGUGGACUAAAAUGAACUAAAAUUGCGUAACUGCUGUGCAGUCCCUUGGAAUUGUAUAAAGAAAUCCAGUACAGUCAUCGAUUCUCUUUUUAGGGAUUUGACUUUUGACAGGUGGUCAUUAACUUUGUUUAUGCUCCGACAAUGGAUGUGUCCUUGCUGCGCGCUCCAGUGACUGAGUAUACCAAUCAGAGGACUUUGGCAUGCUUAGCUGUCAGAUCUGCCAACUCUCCCUCUACUAGCCUCACUUGCAGGCCAGGUGUUAGGAAGGACCGAGCUUCGUCCGGGGAGGUGGCGUCCAAAGCUGAGGAAGUUAUAGAACGAGGCAAACAAACUGGAUUAAACGGCUCAAGCAAGCGGGCCAGAUCGAUCGAUGGCCAAGAUCUCAGGUCAGGAUCCAUGUCUGAAUAUCAAGCAUGGACAGCAAGUGUCAAAGGUUGGAAUGAAAAUAAUGAAAUAUCAGGCAGCACAAUCUAUUCCAGUCUGACUCACAAUGACAAAAUAGACAAGAAAACCACAGGCUUUGGCAUCAACAGAAGUCAUAACUAUAGCCCUGCAUUUGAGAGUUGGACUGGGACAGAAUGGAGGCGUAAUUUGCCUAGUAGAAGCAGGAGUGUUGACUGGAGGUCAGGGCCAAGCAGUCCUGACCGGGACGCACGGCGAUCCAACGUAGGUGUAUUGUUAUGUGAAGAAGUCAACGAGAGGGUUAGGGAUACUGAAGACCUGAGAGGCAGGUCAGUGUCUUCAUUUAGGACCUACAACUCUGCAGGGGAUUCUCUAGGCAGCAGCAGGCCAAAAAGUUCUUUGGACCAAACUUUGGAAACGAUCUAUAGGGGUAACUCCUGCCCUUUAAGGUUAAAGUCAGCCCCGGAACCGAUCAAUGACUCCAGAGAGACUGCUUCUUUUGGGACAAAAAGAGGCCAGGGUAUAUUGGAACGUAUAGAGAAGCUGUAUGGGCCGUCCAAAACUGAGGACUUCAGCAAAUCUAGGGAUUUCUCUUCCCUUGAAAGAGAGUGGUUUGAUGGAAGGGGUGAAGUUACAGUGAACCAUUUUGGGGAAACAGGAGAUACCUUCCCCAGGUGUGGCUCAGCUGGUGAAGGAAGCAGUCAAAGUGCAGUGGACAGAAAUGGAUCCUUCACUGGGACAUGUCAAGACACCAAGACUGCAGGCUCUAAUACUUCACCCUGUCCAAGGACAAGGGCGAGAUUGCCAGAGGGACAAUGGGAAGAACGGAUCUAUGGGAGGUAUUCCGACCAAGGUGGAGUUAAUGCAGGUAUGGGAUCCAUUGAGACAAUGUCUCUGGACCGAGCAAGGAGCAGGAACACAAGAGCUGGUCAGAUUAGAUUGGCCAGGGCUGCCCAGUCAAGCACUUUAUCAGAGAAGACCUCUUUCUUUGGACUAUCUGAGACUAACAGGAUAAAUGGGACACUGAGGGAAAUAAUUAAGCUCGAUAAGGGAAAGGUGACAGGAGAAAUUGAAUUAAAGGUUUAUGAAGAUGUGUUUGAGACAAAUCUGAACAUCAAAGUUAACUCUGCAGGAUGGAGGACACACCCAGAGACACAUUCCCCAUCAGUCAGUGUGAGAAACAAGAUCAAUCAGUUUGAGGCUCUGACACAGGGAUCACAGGGUUUUGGACGGAGCCAGAACAUGUUGCCUCGACGGGCCUUUUCUGUGCCCACGCGACUCAACACCGCCCAUGAUGGCUUGAAGAGUGAGUUGGAAAAAGCAAGUGGUGUUCUAGGUGACAAGUGUGUGGGGCUGAGAGAAUUAGGGGACACAGGAAAGAAAGCUGGGGAGAAAGUAGAUCAACUAAAAAGUCCAACACAUAGGUCUUUGUCAGUGGAUGAGAUUGGACAAAGGUUUAGGGGUGAUUUGACAAAUAAGGAAGGGACAAAUAUGGAUCGUCUUUACAAAAACACACAUACAGUAGAAUCACCCCUCAAAGAGAUUCCUCUACAUCAUAGAAACUUGUACAUAGAUGAACCAGACUCUUGUCAAGUCUCAAGUAAUAAGGACUGGAGAAGCAACAAUACAGAGUCCGCCAUGUUGUUCAGCUCAAGUGACCCUGAGCCACGCCCGUAUGAUAAGCUAUCUGAUAUACAGAAAGCAAAACCUCCUGUGAUUAUUUUAGCAGUUACUGAUGAUGAAAAGACUCCAACAAACACUCCAAACCACUCACCCCUUAGCUCUCUGGUCGCACUGCCAAACAGUACCUUUCCACUUACACUGACUGAAAACAGCCAAACAGUCAAAACACCCGAAGGACAUCUUCCAACUCCUGUGCGACCCCUCGCCGUCUGUUCCCACAGCAAGCUCUUUCCAGAUAUCACUUACAGUGACUCAAAAGGGAAGAAAAACGUGUUGGACUUGAAUGCUUGGGUCGCUGGCUGGAAAGCCUGGAGACAGGAUGAUGCAUUCCAGGAUGAUGAUGACAGUACACAGAAGGAUGACGAUUCAUACUACGAUUCAGAUUCUGGAGAGUCCUCAGUGACCAUCACCAGUAACAUGAGCCAGUCAGACCGCAGGAGCUUCUCUCUCAGCCUGGCAGAAUUGUGUCACUUCAGUGGAGCUGACUCAGAGUCAGAGAAUGACACCGACGAGAGCCCAGCGACGGGUAGGAGGUCAGCUUCACUUAGCUCUGAAGUGUCAGCGCUGUCAUAUGUGUCUGUGCUGCCCAGCGAGGAGCUCGACAAGCUGCUGGAGGAUGUCAGAAGUCUGGGGGACAGCAAUCUGCAGGAUGAUGUGCAGGUGGUUGUCCUCCACAAAGAGGUGGCUGUUGGCCUGGGCUUCAGUAUAGCAGGAGGCGUUGACCAGAACAAACCAAUCAUUGUCCAUAAAGUGUUCCCCACCGGUAUGGCAGCGCAAGAAGGCUCCAUCAGAGAAGGCGACCAGGUCCUGUCCAUCAAUGGCACUGCACUGGGGGGCCACACACACUGGGAGGCUCUGAGGGUCCUGAGAAGGGCCAAGACUCGAGAGAUGGGAGUAGUGGUUCUGAGGAGGGGUGAUGUUAGCAGCAUCUCGAAGAGGAGCGAGGGCCAGACUGAGGAACCAAUGCCGACUCAGACUUCAGAGACUGGUCAGUGUAUGCGUGUGCUUCUGGAGAAGAAAAGCAGAGAUCUGGGCUUCAGCCUGGAGGGAGGUGUCGGACUGGGGGUCAAACCACUCACCAUACAGAAGAUCUUCCAAGGGGGACCAGUGGACAAGAUUAGUCCUGGUGAUGAAGUGAUGGAGAUUGAAGGCAUGAGCAUGGUGGGGAUGAGACGUCUGGAGGCCUGGACAUUGAUCCGAAGGCUUCCCUCUGGACCAGUCGAUGUGGUAAUACGUCGGCCCCGCAAAACCUCGGCGCCAUAAGGAUUACGGAAGCAAAUCUAAAACUGGACUGCUCUGAAAUAAUGCCGUUUGUAACCCCAUUUAUUCCACAAUUAUCCCCAUAUUUUAUAACAAAGCUUUAUCAGAAGAAGCACCCACUUCUACCUCAAGGCCACAUGGCACCUGUAUGUGAACGAUUAUGUAAUAUACUGUGAACAGAUGCUAACAGCAUUUAGAGUUUAUGUUGCUUUUUAAUAAAGCCUAACGCAAUUGGA